Molecule: messenger RNA, 1572 nt
Organism: Eucalyptus grandis
Lineage: Eukaryota; Viridiplantae; Streptophyta; Magnoliopsida; Myrtales; Myrtaceae
Product: pirin-like protein
Exons: 7
Coding region: 161-1165 (334 amino acids)
Source: RefSeq, a predicted model, not a curated record
CCGUUUUCCCAUUACUUGCCCGCUCUCCUUUCUUCUUCUUCUUCUUCUUCCCCUUCGCCUUCCUUAUAAAUAAAGGCUUUCGAAGUUUCAAAGCUUCUCACGAGUCACGCCCGCCCGACACAGAGGAAUUUGGCAAAGUGGAAUCCUCUUUUGUCUUUUUAUGAGAGCGAGGUGUGAUGGGCGGCUACUGCUGAUGGUCCUGUUUCUCGGCUUCACCCACAGGCUUCUUCCACUGUUCCAUCCUCGCCUCCCUAGCCCCUCCCCUUCCCUCGUCAGGAGCGCCAUGUCCCAGCCCGAUUUCAGCACCCCCCGCCCCGUUGUCAAGCGGGUCCUGGCCAAGCAGCAGCACGAGGGCCAGGGCGCCGUCGUCCGCAGAAGCAUUGGCAGGAAUGAAUUGAGGAGCUUGGACCCCUUUCUCAUGCUCGAUGAGUUCUCAGUGUCUCCUCCGGCUGGAUUUCCUGACCAUCCGCACAGAGGGUUCGAAACUGUCACUUACAUGCUCCAGGGUGCCUUCACCCAUCAAGAUUUCGCUGGGAACAGGGGAACCAUACGAACCGGCGAUGUGCAGUGGAUGACGGCAGGAAGAGGAAUCAUCCACUCCGAGAUGCCGGCGGGAGAAGGAGUGAACAAGGGGCUCCAGCUCUGGAUAAAUCUCUCCUCCAGAGACAAAAUGAUUGAGCCACGGUACCAGGAAUUGCUUAGUGAGGACAUAGGCACAGCAGAGGAUGAUGGGGUCGAAGUCCGGGUGAUCGCAGGAGAAGCGAUGGGAGUGAGGUCUCCGGUCUACACAAGAACUCCAACUAUGUACCUUGAUUUUACUCUCAAGCCAGGAGCAAGAUUGAACCAAAGCAUUCACGAAUCAUGGACCGCUUUUGUCUACGUCAUAGAAGGAGAAGGUGUUUUUGGCUCCGCGGAUUCGACUCCUGUGCCAGCGCACAACUUGCUGGUUCUAGGUCCAGGGGAUGGGGUGAGCGUGUGGAACGAGUCUUCGAAGCCGUUGAGGUUCGUGCUGAUAGGCGGGCAGCCGCUGAAUGAGCCGGUGGCGCAACACGGGCCUUUUGUGAUGAACACGCCCGCUCAAAUUGAUCAAGCCAUUGAAGACUAUCAAUAUGGCAAGAACGGGUUUGAAAUGGCCAGGUACUGGAGGUCUCGAUCCGUGGGUUGAAAAAGUCCCAAAAUCACGCUAGGCAAAACAAAAUAAGGAGGAAAUAAAAACAGCACUCUCUCUCUCUCUCUCCCCUUCUUCUCUGAAAGUGUCACUGUCUGUGUCCACAAAGAGCGGGAGUUGAAAAGAAAGAUGUGUUGCCGAUUGAAGCAAAAGGCUUCUAGAAGAUUUAAAGUGCAGGUGAUACAGCAAAUCUAGCGAUCAUUUGAGUCAUGAUGAUCAAAGCUCAUUUUGGUUAAAUUACUUCUAUUGCUUCCUACCACCAAGAUAUUUCUCUCUCUCUCUCUCUCUCUCUGCACGACACCUGAUCCUUUCGGUGGUCAAUUUGCAGUCACUAGUGCUUGACAAUGUUUUCUUUUUGCCUCCCCUUGCGGCUACGCAUAUACUACUUUUCUUUGCUUUUCCCC